CUAAGCCCCUAACCUUUCAAUCUCCAUCUGAAUCUUCCUCUCGUCGCCGCCGCCGCACUCGCAGUCCUCUUCGCCGUCGACCGUCGUCGUCUCCCCUCUCUCUUUCACUCGCCGCAAAGAUGGGUACAGCGGACGGUGAGGCAAAUACCCUCAACCUGUUCCUAUCUAUCGGAUUGGAUAAACGGACGGCGGAGAAUGUUCUCGUCAACCAAAAGGUCACCGCGAAUCUUACCGCCGUGAUCAAGGAGGCUGGUGUUGAUGGAUGCAGCAAGACAAUCGGAAAUCUUCUUUACAUGGUUGCGACGAAGUACCCAGCUAACGCACUAAUUCAUCGGCCCAGCCUUAUCCAGUAUAUAGUUUCGUCAAAGAUUAAGAACCAAGCUCAGCUAGAUGCAGCUUUAGCAUUUUUAAGUACUGUCGGACCUGAACCCUUCAAUUUGAAUGAAUUUGAAGAAGUUUGUGGUGUAGGAGUAGAUGUUUCAAUUGAAGAGAUUGAGUCAUCUGUUAAUACUGUUCUUGAAGAAAAUAUGAAUGCCAUAUUAGAACAGCGUUACCGUUUUAAUGUUGGCAAUCUGUGUGGGCAAGUCAGAAAAUGUCACCCAUGGGCUGAUGCCAAAAUCGUGAAGGAGUUGAUUGAUGCGAAGCUUUGUGUGAUUCUUGGUGAGAGGACAGCCGAUGAUGAUAAAAAACCUCUGAAAAAGAAGAAGGAAAAGCCUGUUAAAGUUGUGGAAAAAGCAAAUGAUGCAAUUGCAUGUGUUCCAAGUGUGGAGGAAGAAGUGAAUCCAUACUCGAUAUUUCCAGAACCUGCAGAAAACUUUAAGGUUCACACAGAGAUAUUUUUCAGUAAUGGAGAUAUCUGGAGAGCUCAUAAUACGAAGGAGAUCCUGGAAAAACAUCUUAAGUUUACUGGUGGGAAAGUUUUCACCCGCUUCCCUCCUGAGCCUAAUGGUUACCUACAUAUCGGUCAUGCUAAGGCAAUGUUUAUUGAUUUUGGUUUAGCAAAAGAAAGAGGAGGAUCAUGUUACUUGAGGUUUGAUGAUACAAAUCCUGAAGCUGAAAAGAAAGAAUACAUAGAUCAUAUCCAAGAAAUAGUACAAUGGAUGGGUUGGCAGCCUUUCAAGGUUACCCACACCAGUGAUUACUUUCAAGAGUUGUAUGAUCUAGCAGUGGAAUUGAUACGCAGAGGCCUAGCAUAUGUUGAUCAUCAGACCCCUGAAGAAGUAAAGGAGUAUAGAGAGAAAAAAAUGAACAGCCCAUGGAGGGAUAGACCUAUUGCAGAAUCAUUGAAGUUGUUUGAAGACAUGAGAAGAGGUUUGAUUGAAGAGGGCAAGGCUACACUCAGACUGAAGCAAGAUAUGCAGAGUGAUAACAAGAAUAUGUAUGAUUUGAUAGCAUACCGCAUUAAGUUUGCUCACCAUCCUCAAGCAGGUGACAAGUGGUGUAUAUAUCCUAGUUACGAUUAUUCUCAUUGCAUAGUGGAUUCACUGGAAAAUGUUACACAUUCACUUUGUACACUUGAGUUUGAGAUCCGCCGACCUUCAUACUACUGGUUACUGCUUGCUUUAGACCUUUACCAACCAUACGUAUGGGAGUACUCACGUUUAAAUAUUUCAAAUACUGUCAUGUCCAAACGGAAGUUAAACCGACUGGUAACAGAAAAGUGGGUGGAUGGAUGGGAUGAUCCUCGUCUAAUGACAUUAGCUGGGUUGCGACGUCGAGGAGUCUCUUCAACAGCAAUUAAUUCUUUUAUCAGAGGAAUUGGAAUUACUAGAAGUGAUAAUAGUAUGAUACGUGUUGAUCGCCUUGAACACGACAUUAGAGAAGAACUCAACAAAACUGCACCAAGGACCAUGGUGAUUCUACAUCCUCUAAAGGUGGUUAUCACAAAUCUUGAUGCUGGUUCAGUUAUAGAUCUUGAUGCAAAGAUGUGGCCUGAAGCUCCAUCAGACGAUUCUUCUUCAUACUACAAGGUUCCCUUUACAAACAUCAUUUAUAUAGAGCAAUCAGAUUUUCGUCUCAAGGAUUCGAAAGAUUACUAUGGGCUUGCACCUGGCAAAUCUGUCCUCCUCAGAUAUGCAUUCCCUAUAAAGUGCACAGAAGUAAUAUAUGGGGAUAACGACACUAUCCUUGAGAUUCACGCUGAGUAUGAUCCUUCAAAAAAAACAAAGCCAAAGGGUGUUCUUCAUUGGGUUGCUCAACCUUCCCCUGGCGUUGAACCCAUCAAGGUGGAGGUCAGGUUGUUUGAGAAAUUAUUCCUAUCCGAGAAUCCUGCUGAGUUGGAGGAUUGGUUAGCAGAUCUCAAUCCAUGUUCCAAGGAGUUAAUUCCUGAAGCAUAUGCCGUCCCCUCUCUUGCCAGUGCUGUGUUGGGCGACAAGUUCCAGUUUGAGAGACUUGGCUACUUUGCUGUUGAUACGGACUCUUCACCAGAUAAGCUGGUGUUCAACAGAACCAUCACCCUCAGGGAUUCAUAUUCCAAGUCUGGAAGCAAGUAAAUCUCGCUUUGACCUAAAUUAAAGCAUAUUGACCUGAAAGCCGCACAAGAAUCGAUUGAUUUAGUGUUAGUUCUUUUGGAGGGAAAAAAAAGACAUAAAUCAGUUGCAAGAUCUGUAUUUAGUUAUUUUCAUUUCGUCGUGUAAAUGUACUUGUAAGGGAAUACAAACAUAAUACUCAACUUAUUUAUACUGUUUAUUGCCAUUCACAAAGAUUUAUCAGGCCAAUGAUGGCCCAUUACAACA
This is a messenger RNA of Zingiber officinale, 2735 nucleotides long. RefSeq names its product glutamine--tRNA ligase-like. The record is from RefSeq and is a predicted model, not a curated record. Gene Ontology annotation, molecular function: glutamine-tRNA ligase activity; ATP binding. Gene Ontology annotation, cellular component: cytoplasm; cytosol. Gene Ontology annotation, biological process: translation; glutaminyl-tRNA aminoacylation. The transcript has 23 exons. NCBI's taxonomy places the organism in Eukaryota, Viridiplantae, Streptophyta, Magnoliopsida, Zingiberales, Zingiberaceae. The coding region runs from base 120 to 2492 and encodes 790 amino acids.